This is a messenger RNA of Linum trigynum, 687 nucleotides long. Lineage: Eukaryota; Viridiplantae; Streptophyta; Magnoliopsida; Malpighiales; Linaceae. The record is from the annotation of a GenBank genome assembly.
AUGCUCUUUCUAAAUAUUUUCUCUCCAGCUCUGUUCUCAAGAGCUUCUAUAGCUACCACCGGCGGAGCCUUCAAUCUUCCCAUAUCAAUCCCCUGCAAAACUCUGAAGAGAGUUAAUGAAGAUCACAAAGCAGUUCAAGAAAGGAUACGAAGCAUUGAAGAAAGGUCUUUUCUUGACAGGUCUACGACCAAUGGGGGAAACACUAUCUCAUGGGAUGAUCCCAGGGGAAACACCAAUCCACCACCCAAACCACCUGAGCAGGGGUCUUUCAAUAAUCAGCGAAGUAAACCAGCUACCACCACCAGAGGAGGAAAUAGGCGUGAGAAUUGGAAGAUGGGGGAAGCAAGAGUUAAUGCACUGCCAAGGUUAGUCAGAGCGACACAAAGAAUUUACUGCCUCAAAGCACCUGAGAUAGAGACAGGGGAAUGCUACCCAGCAAUCAUAAGUGCCCAGAAGCAUCAAUGCACAGAGAGGAACAAGGAAGGCAGUAAAUGCACUGAGCAAAUCUGCCGGCCGAGAUCUUCACGAAAGGUACAGGUGGAAGGAGUAAUUGCCAACAGCAAAGAUAGAGCGGCUGCUAGCUUUUGCCAUAAAUGGCAAGCAAAAGGUUGCACGGCAGGAGGGUCGAUCGGAGAAGGGGGCAGCAAGAGGCAAUCAAUGCACAAUGGUAUCUGUGAGCCAAUAUGA